AUGGCCUCAUAUUUCAUGCAAAACCUCGAAGUCAACGGCCUAGACUCACUGAGCAAUUUGGAAACUGAGCGCGAUGAGCGCAAAUUAUGCUAUAUCAGCCUCAUCAUGCUCCGCAAUCUGCAGGGAUCUUUCCAACCGCUUCAUCCCAGAGAGACCCCAAGUCCAUUGGGUGAAAAUGGUGAACCGUCUUCGUCAUUGGGGUCCAUGAUAUCCAACAUGGAUACCGCAUGGCGUGCCAGCAGCUCCAAACCGGAUAUGGGAAUUGUCGGCACGAACAUCUACACAAGUGAGUUAUGGGCGUUGGCUUGCAAUUACGCAGCCAGCCCCGUUGGCAUUGAUGUCCAUCCCCCGUGGUCGCCGCACUCCGACUACGCCAUGAUCCAUUUCCAACACUGUGAACACGAGAGUCUCAUGCCGCUCAGAUUCAGACUCCAUGCAAGUCCCUUCCAAGACCAUCCCCCGGCUGAGCUCCAGGCUCAUCGUGACUACUGGAGCCCGUGGCUGUUCUUCCAGAUGGUUUGGCAUGCGGUCCCUUGUCUUAUUAAUCAUCCCUUUCUUCUUUCUAUGCGCCUUCGGAGUUUUCGCAGAACUAUGCCUCAGUCGUUCCUUCGCAACUCGUUCGAGCAGCUGACAUUUCAUUCUGGCUGGAUUCUGCAUUUUGUUGAGCUUAUCAGUGCGAAAGAAUUUGAGGUCUCCGAUCCUACCAUAGGCCAUUGUGUCGCUAUCGUUGCUACGAUCUAUCUCCAGCAUAGCUUUGUGGAGGAUCAAACUUUUAACCGAAAGGCCCAGACAGGUUUCGAAAAAUGUCUCAUGUUUCUCCAGAAUAUGGGACGUCGUUGGCCACAUAUAGACCGCCAGGUCCAACAACUACAACAGCUCAGGGAUAGUGUUUCUCCCGGAGGGCCCACGACGGGCAGUGGUGUGUCUGGGGGAUCAAACCAGCGCCAAAUGUGGUCCGUCAACUUACGGCUACUCUGGAAAAUCUUGGUAUAUGCCCACGCGAGCAAGUUGUCAGACUCCAACAGCGACAUCUUCGGCCCAGAACUUGCUAAGGUCAGCAUUGGAAGCUCAGGCGACCAUUCUUCUAGUGAUAUUAUCGAUCGAGAUUUCACCCUGAUUGGAUCUGCGGGUAUCUCAGGCCAUAAGACAGUAGCUGCUGAAUGUGUCACUUAUCCCCCCGAGCAGACUGAGGACCUGGUACAAGCACCGGGGCAGAUCGCGCCUACGAUGGACCUCUCAGGGCUUCCCGGAGAUCCAAAUCUAGAGUUCACAACUGGAGAUGGGCUCUAUCUCCAGAUGCAGGAUUAUGGCAGAGCAUUUGAAGAUUGGUUGAGUGUCAAUCCAACAUGA
This is a messenger RNA of Penicillium nucicola, 1350 nucleotides long. RefSeq names its product fungal specific transcription factor domain-containing protein. The record is from RefSeq and is a predicted model, not a curated record. Lineage: Eukaryota; Fungi; Ascomycota; Eurotiomycetes; Eurotiales; Aspergillaceae. The transcript has 2 exons. Gene Ontology annotation, cellular component: nucleus. Bases 1 to 1350 code for a protein of 449 amino acids.